Poecile atricapillus (Black-capped chickadee) is the source of this 939-nucleotide messenger RNA. RefSeq names its product G2/M phase-specific E3 ubiquitin-protein ligase-like. The coding region runs from base 1 to 939 and encodes 312 amino acids. The record is from RefSeq and is a predicted model, not a curated record. NCBI's taxonomy places the organism in Eukaryota, Metazoa, Chordata, Aves, Passeriformes, Paridae. Gene Ontology annotation, cellular component: nucleus. The transcript is spliced from 8 exons.
AUGCCUGAACAGCACCUUUCUGCCAACAGUGCCACCCUCGAUGGCAGCCCUAGAGCCUGGGAUUGGACCCUGCACUUGCUGCAGGAGUCUCUGUCCUGGUUCCAAUCAGCACAGGAACAUCCAGAGGAGACGGCGGUGUUCCUCAAGGCGACGACGGGAGCAGAAGGCGGACAGGAGCAGGGCUCACAGAGAGAGGACCAGCACCUGGCGGAGACAGCGGCGUUCCUGGACAGGGACUCAGCGCUGACAGCCGCCAUGUGCGACAGGGAGCAGGAGGCAUGCCUGCUGUGUCGCCGUGCAGAGGCUGACCCGGACACCUGCGGCGAAAAACGGGAGAAAUACGGGCUCUAUGCCCACGUGUUCUGCCUGUAUUUUGCCACACUGCUUUUUCAGCAAGCCAAGAAACGUGUUGGACUCCUGGGUUUUCUGCCUCAAGAUAUCCAACUUGCAGUCAGGCGGGCGGCACAGAAGCACUGCUGCGUCUGUGGCCAGAGCGGGGCCACCAUCAUGUGCUGCAGGGAAGGCUGCGACAGAUGGUUCCACCUGCCCUGUGCCAAGGAGGGCUGCUGUGUUACACAGUACAUUGUUCCAUUCAGGUCCUUCUGCCCUGAGCACCGUCCAGAGCAGGACGUGCAGGUGACUCCAGAGCCGGGCACCGAAUGCCCCAUCUGCAUGGAGCCAGUGGAGGAUAGAAAGACCUUCAACACCAUAGUGUGCCCGGCAUGCAAAAGAGCCUGGUUCCACAGGGACUGCCUCCAGGGACAGGCCAUGUGUGCUGGUCUUUUGUACUUCUGCUGCCCCCUCUGCAGAGACCGUGAGACAUUUCUUGUCGAAACCUUCUUUCUGGGGAUCCGAACUCCCACCAGGUUGGUGUCCUUCAGUGUGACUCACAAGACAGGGGGUGUAAGUGCCAUACUGUGCCAGGCCCUGCCCCAGUAG